Molecule: messenger RNA, 5038 nt
Organism: Podarcis muralis (Common wall lizard)
Lineage: Eukaryota; Metazoa; Chordata; Lepidosauria; Squamata; Lacertidae
Gene: HOXD1
Product: homeobox D1
Biological process (GO): regulation of transcription by RNA polymerase II
Cellular component (GO): nucleus
Molecular function (GO): DNA-binding transcription factor activity, RNA polymerase II-specific; RNA polymerase II cis-regulatory region sequence-specific DNA binding
Source: RefSeq, a predicted model, not a curated record
CGCUUGCUCAGGGACCCGCCAUGAACUCCUUCCUGGAGUAUCUCGCGCGGGGCGGAGAUGGUUUGAGCUUGGCGACCAAAUUCGGGAGCUCCGAGCCCGGUGGCGUGGCUCUGCGGCCGCCCUGUCCCCUGUCCGCAGGCGGGGAAGGCGCCUACCCCACGCCGGCGGCAGGAAGCUUGCCGGACUUCUCCCCGCGCUCGGCGCAACCGCAGCAACAGCUGGCGCCUUGCGCCCUGGCGCGCAGCGCUUUUGCGGCGGCAGAGUACAGCUUGCUGCGGCCCGAGGCGCCUUACGCGGCCCCCGGCGGCCCAGACGAGGCCGGCGCUCCCCUCCACUACGCCACCACGUCUAUCUUUGCGGGUGGUGGCGGCGGCGGCGGCAGCCCUUACCUCCAAGUGGACUACGGCGCGCUCAGCGACACCUUCCAGCCUUGCGCCAAGGAUGCGCCGCCCCCGCCGCCCCCUUCCUCGGACUUCUGCGUCAAGGCCGGCUCCCGGAUCGCGCUCAGCACGUUCGAGUGGAUGAAAGUCAAGAGGAACGCGCCCCCGAAAACAGGCAAGCUCUCCACCUAUGGAUCUCCCAGCCCUCCCAGUGCCGUCCGGACCAAUUUCAGCACCAAGCAACUCACGGAGCUGGAGAAAGAGUUCCACUUCAACAAGUACCUUACCCGGGCCCGGCGCGUGGAGAUCGCCAAAUCCCUGGGCCUCAAUGACACUCAGGUGAAGAUCUGGUUCCAGAAUCGGAGGAUGAAACAGAAGAAAAGGGAGCGAGAAGGGAUGGUCGUCCCUUGCGCUGCGGUGCCUUUUCACUGCCCCCCCUCGGAGUCGAGUCCGACACAGCCAGCGAUGCGUUCUGCUCCCUCUUCUCCAGCCAAGGGCUCGCCCUGACGGCUGUGGAAACACAGAGAGGCGUUAGGAACAGCAGGAGGCUGAAAAGACUCAAGAGAGUUAAACAACAACAAAAACUCCAAAUAAAUCGGAAAUCUCUGAAUGGUGUUAAAUCGUGCACAUUCUAAGACGAGGGGAUUGCUUUGUUUUAUUUAGAAAGACAAUCAUUGCACUGAUGUUGUUGCACUCCCCUUGGGGAAAAGGCUGGCUUUAUCACGUGUAGGAUGAAGGACAUUUGCUGCUUUUACGCAGAACUCGCUCAAGGCACAAAUGGCACCGUCUGACUUGUUUACAUUUUAUUUAUUUGCAUUUCAGGGAAAGCUGCUCUUAGGCCACUGUGUGCUGCUAAACUUUGUGAUUGGCCUUGCUGAGCUUAUUUGACCUUAGGCUUGCUUACUCACGAGGAAGUCUCGUGGAAAAGACUACGGGCAGAAGAUCUUAGGCUUGCUCAGCUGGACCUCUGAUUGUUUUGAAUCUUUGUGUUUUCCUUUUUUUUUGUAUGUGUUUUGGAAAGAACCCAAGUGUGUGUGUGUGUGUGUGUGUGUGUGUGUUGUACAAAAGAAACCAAAGAUGGAGAGCCAUAUGUUUCAUAAAAGGGCUUCUCUCUCCCCUUUGAAAACUUUCCUUUUCAAACGUUAGGCCUUGGUUCGAAAUGUCUUUUGAAAUACUCCAGGGCUCCCCAGUACUGCUGCUUCCAGGUGCCUGCAUGUAAACGCAAUCAUUAGCUAGAAAGCAGUGGUGGGUGACUUGAAUUCCUUUUGCUUUGGAGGGCUCGGCUGUGGUUCUAAACAAAUCUGUGCUCUCUGGAAACAUCCGGCGCAACCAAGUGAGGCUUUCAAUUAAGCACGUUGGCUUAAGAUGAGGUUUCCCGUGUAAGUAAUGUCGUGCCGGUUUUUUUGUUUUUUAAUAUAAAUACUGGUUUUAAUUUUUCAUUAAUAAAUGCAGUUUCUUGAAUGUUAUGUAGCAAAGCAAAGAGAUUCUGAGAUGGAUGGACUUCCUUUCCAUUGAUUGUCACUCUUUGCUUUUGCUUUUGUGUUGGCUCAGCAAAAUGCUUCUCUUAAUUAAGUUUUCAGCUGGUUUCUCAAAACAAAGAACUUCUCUUUAUAGUUCCUCAAAUAGCCCGCGAGGUUCUUUCUUCCAUUCCUUUAACAACAACUCCUCGCGAGGCCUAUUUUAGUUUUUCAUGGCGAUCCUUCGUGUGAUAAAAAGAAGUGGAAAAGAAAGUUGUGGAAUAACAGCCAAAGUUGGCACGGGGAGCUGAGGAGUAAGGAUUAUAACUUCCAGGUAACUCCUAGACUUGGGUAAUCUUAAACUGGUGUCCUGGUAAAGACCUUCUGGUUACGAUAUUGGCCACUUGAUUUAGUACAAAGUCUUCGACAUUGCCCCUUAGGAAUUCGAAGAUAAAUUGCAGAGUAAUCCUAACCAUGUCUACUCAGAAGUAAGUCUUAUUGGAUUCAAUGGAGGUUACUACCAGGUAACGGGGUUAGGAUCUGCAGCCUCUCCCUCCCCCCCCACUUCUCUUUGUGUAUGAAUAUAGAGCGGUGUCAGUUAAAUAAUGUAUCCUGCCUUAAUACUUUGGGGGAAGCAAACCCAUGACUGAUGAACGGGAAUAAAACAUUGUGUCUCAGGUAAACAUGUAGAGUGGGGGUUGGGAUCGGGUCCUGUUGUGAACCCUUUUAAAUGAAGACCAUGACUUUAAGAAAAAGUGAAAUCUAAGAAUAAAGUUUGACUGGGAACCCAUUUAUAUAUGUCGUUUAGUUAUACCGUUGUUGUUGUUGUUGUUGAUGAUGAUGAUUUCUAAAGGCAUCUAUGCAUCAACAACUGAAUGCUAGUCAUUUUUUAAAAGAAGGAGCCAUGCCAGACUCUCAGGUUUUCAAGGGGUCCCUGGGUUCCCAUUCCAGGGCUUUUGGAGAUGGCAAUGUUCCUUUGGAGGGGCACUAAGGUCUGCCCCCAAGGGAACGGAUCUAUAGAGCGGCACGACUCAUGCCUCGUGUAAGGAAGUCCAAAUUACUGGAUAUUAACGCUGGCUAUCACUAACCUAUUUCCAAACCAUUAGGGAAAAAAACCUCAAAUCCAAGUAUUUUGGCACAGGCUUGCAGUCGCAGCGGAAGUAGGUCCAAGCGGAUCCGUUUGGCACUUACUUCCGAGUAAACUUGAGCAGACUCGGCAGCAUCUGGGGGCACCACAGUGGAAUCUGUUGCUCCGCUGCUGCUGAAGGCAUGGGCGUACCCGGGGGGGGGCGGGCAGGGGGCUGCCGCCGCCCCUAAAUCAAUCAAAACCAAUACAAAUCUGAGGUUCUGCCCCCCCCAACAAAAAUCAUGGGUACGCCCAUGGCUGGAGGCCAGUCACACCUGGAAGAAGCUCUUCGAUCUUUCACACCCCAUUGCCUUAGUUCGUUGGAACCUUUUCUAUAGCAAGCAAAACUAUAGCAAGAAAAAGCUGGCGCACAACCUUUUCUAGAAAGAGGUCGGAUGAUCUGACUGCUACUUAUAGUCACACGCACAGCGCGAUCCUAAGCAAAUUAUGGAGAAGUUUGCCUUACUGUGUUCGGAGGGGACAUCAUCGAGUACGGCUGCAAUCCUAAACGUGCCCAUUUAACUUAAUUUUUAAUGCUUGACGUUAUAUUAUGUUUUUAUACGUGUUGGGAGCCUCACAGAGUGUCUGGAGCAACCCAGCCAGAUUAUUAUUAUUAUUAUUUAUUAAAUUAAAUAAUUGCUUGUGAGAAACCUCGUUUAGGUUCGCGUUGCCUCUAGCUUAGGACUUCAGCUUCAAAUCUGAAAUUACAGACACCGCCUUUGUUUUAAUUUAGGGGAAAUCCUGGAGCACAACCUGAUCAUUCUGAUCGCUGGGAGAGGCAAAAAGCAGACAAAGAGCCCGCGCGAUGUCUGCCUAGAUGCAGCAAGAAAAAGGGCUUUAACGUGCAGGGGAAUAUAUUGUAAAAUAUACGACUGCUUUCAUGCCGUCUUAGGCCCUUGAAGGAAGAGGGGUCAAACAGAGUUCAUGCGAGAGAAGGGAGGGGGUGGGCUCCCUCUCCUGCCUGUAUUUCUGAAUGCAAGCCUAUGAGAGGAGCACAGGUGGAAAAGGCAUUGGAGUAUAAGCCCAAUCGUGGAGCCUCGGGAGUAAAGGUGCUGGCUUGAGCUCAGAUGUCAAGACAAGUGAAGUUCUCUCCACACGGGGAUAGGGGCAGCAAACGGGCUAAGCCUGUUGCCCUCUCUCUCUUGCCCCACAUAAAAUCAUAGCACUGAUAGGGGGCACCAAGGCUCACCCAGCCCCCUACAAUGCAAGAAUUGCUGGCAGGUGACCAUCUACCUCUGUCUUAAAAAAAACAAACCACCGUUUAAGGAGCAUCCACCACCUUCUGAGGUUGUCCGUUCCACCGUCAAAGAGGCCAUCCUAAAGUUCUUCCUAAUGUUUAGUCAAAAUCUCAUCCUGCCUUUCUCUCUGUCAUUGCUUCUGGUGUCUCCAGGCCAGUCCACAGUAAGAUCUCACUUAGUUGCAAGAUGACAGGGGGUUAAGGGGCCGAUUUGGCUGCAUUACAGAGACUUGGGUGGCCAACUUUUUUUGGGGGGGUGGACUUGACCCAGCUUUGCCCAGCUUGAUAUUCAGUACCCCAUCUGUGCAGACUGGAGGGCUGGGAGGUGGGAUAUUGCAAUCAAUACAUAGAGCUUCCAUCUUCUUCAUUAGGAAAUCUGCCGACUUGGGAGCUGGGUGUGAGGGUCUGCAUUUGGUGUUGGGUAAGAAAACAAUGGUGCUAUUAGUGUACUCCCCCUCCCACUGCCCCCACAGGAGGUAGUUUACAAUGUGGUUUUGGAGGAUCCUAUUGGGAGACUUCACUGUCCGUGUUGGGACGGCCUUGACUUGUCCAGGGCAGGACUUCAUGGCCAUGAUGACAAUGAUGGGGUGUCUCUGACUCUCCCAGUAGGAGUGAAAUCCGACUGUGCCCUGUACUAGCAGUAUAGAGGUGUAAUCUGAAAACUAUUUUAUUUGCUCAGGACUUUGGGAUAUAGUGGGUAUUAUUACUGACUCUGCUGCUUCUUGUCUUCGAACUGUGGAUGAUAAUGCUGUUUGUUUUUGUUUUUAAAAAAGUUUUAUGAUUGUAUUUACAUUGUGGGAUAUAAAACUGAUGAAAUAAAAUAAAGUUGCUACACAAA